AUCUCUUGUUCAAGGCGGAUUGGUAGGGAUAAAGCAGGAUAUUGGAGAAAUAGAAAACUCCCCAGAAGCUGAAAUGAGAUAUCUCUGAUUGCAGGAAAUAUUAGUAUUUUAUACGGAGAGGGCGGAAACACUUGAGUUUAAUUAAAUCGUAUCGAAAUAAUGGCUGUAAUAUAGAUUAAAUCAGGGCAUGCUGUUUUAUUUCGUUCCUACUUUGAGCCAAUGAAGAUCACGUUAACAUUCUUGAAGGAUUGAUGAGCUGAUUGAAUAAUUAUUUUUGUACAGAUGAUUUAAGAUUGUUCGUAUUAGUUUUACAAGCUAAUAUCGCUACAUUUUACCUAAUAAAAAUUUGUUAUUUACAAAACUUUAGAUUAAAGAAAUUAAACCCUAACUAAUGAUCCAAAGCGGAUAAAUAGUUGGUUUUAAAGAUAAUGUACUGAGAGUUUAACAGAUCUAUAUGGAUGAUAUGAAUAUAUGGAUCUUAUUGUUAAUUUUAAGUGGAAAUAACACAUGGAGACCUGACAGGGAUAAAUUAUCAUCAUACCUUUAAAUUUAUCGACCCUGAUUUCUCUAUGUAAAGAUAAAUAGAUUAAUUAACCAUAUUUGAUUAUUGUAAGAUAGUAUCUGAUGAAAGAUGUCUGGGCUUUCUGGAAUAGGAGUGUUUUGGGCAUUUUCGUCCUUUAUCUCGUCUGUGACUUUGUGUGUCGGAUAUUUUAUGCCAUACUGGAUAACUGGACAAAUUUUUAUUCAGAACAACGGAAAAUCAGGACAAACUGUUCCCGUAAGUUUUGGAAUAUUUCGUCGAUGUAACUACCCGACAAUAAAUGACAAAGGACAACUUGAAAUAGUUCAUGAAUGUGGACGAUACAAAACUUUCACGGACAUUCCAAGCACGUCGUGGCAGAUAGCAACUCUUAUAAUUGGACUAGCGUGUUGUUUGUGCCUUCUUGUCUCACUAACUGCUAUGUUUGGUGUUUGUGUCAAAGGUGUCGUCAUCCCGACGGUAGCACGGACGGCGGGAAUACUUCAGUUAUGUUCAGGCUUAUUACUGACAACAGCGGUUGCGAUUUAUCCAAAUGGUUUUGGAAGUCUGGAGGUACAGCAAGCUUGUGGGAAUAAAUCAAAAUCUUACCAUUUAGGUAACUGUUCGUUAUCUUGGUGUUUAUACAUCACGUGUGCAGGUGUGGGCGUUACUUUUGUUUGUUCAGCUCUCGCUUACCACGCACCGAAACGGAAACAAAUCGUGAGAGGACAUGCAAUGUAGCAUAGACAUGGAUAACUACUUUUUAUAAAUUAUUUUAUAAAAAUGGCGCUCAAACUCCAGCCACAUGCAAUAGCAAACUCUAUGUUGGUGGCCCAGUUCAUGUCAGUUAAGAGGAUCUGGGUUUAAAUUUCGGCCAAUGUUUCGAGAACCACAAGAAUGCUAAUUGUUGAAUACCCAACACCGUCAGUCUAUUGGUGCAGUAUAUGACAAGGAUAAUACUUUUUUGAGAUAUCUGAUAUUAUACUCUUUUGUGAUAUAUAAUCUUGCGUGCAAUAAUGUUAUUGUAUGUUGGGCAGUGUCUUUCUAGUACAUUUUGUGCAAGACAGACGGCCAAAAAACGAUUAACAUUUACAUGGAUAUAUUUGUGAUCCACUGAGGAGAAUUUUUCAAAAUUAUCAAGAGUUAUGAAGAUAAUACCAUAGUGCAGUCUCAUAUAUUAUAAAGAAUGGGAUAACAAAUAUUCUUCAAGUGAAUCAUCAUAACAUUUGGUAUGGCUAAAUAUUGAAUAAGUGUCUAAUUUAGUUUACAUGAAGGUGACGCGAAAAGAGAUAAAUUGUAACUACUUAUAUAAAUAUAUCUCAAAGACGGAACAUAUCACCUUAAAUUGUGUCAUCUUGAAUAAACUCCUGACCGCCUAGAACACGAAAUUCUAGGUUUUAGAUAUGGCGUAUUCCUAACUGUGAUAACCGGGUGUGACUUCUCUUAUUUGAUUUAAAGUAUUUUUCUUUUCUUAAUGUGAUUUAUUAACAAAUUAUUAUAAAUAUAUAAUGACUAAAACAUCAAAAAAAAAAUGAAAACAAAUUUCAUUAUAAAUUUAUCAAAUUAAUGUGAAUAUAUUACAACCUAUAAGGUAAACCCUAUUUAAAUGAAUAUUGACCCUAUUCUAGCGUUCAUUUAUUAAUUCAUAUACAACCUUGACCGAAUUUCAUAGUUUUAUACCACAUUUAUAACAGUAUGUGACACCUUAUUAAGAAAACCACAUUGCUAUGCAUAAUAUAAUAUAAUAUGCUAAAAUAUAACAAAUUGUUGUAUACGCUCUAGAUAAAAGUAGUAAAAUUGAACCACGAAGUUUUAAUAUUCGACAUGAAUUAAUCAUAUGCAUUUAAUUGAAACAAAAUUAAUUACCAUUUCAAAUUAUUAAUUAAAUCGUCAAGAAUAAUUGAAAUUGGAUUUGUUCAAAACUGAAUAAAUAGUGAAUCUUUGUAAAAAAAUCUUAGUAAACAUGUAAACAUAUCUUAGUAAACAUAUAUUUAUAAAAAUGUAUGAGGCUACCGUUUUACCAGUAAUUACAUAUACUCCGGCGGAUUCAUUUAUUUUUUCGAAAAAAAAUGCAUGUGCUUCAUUCUCGAUAUAAAUACAGAUAUGAUGUUUGUUGUUCGUACAUUUUUAUUGUAGAAUUCUUACAAUGUAACAAAUAAGUACUGUAAUUUCUAGUACAAAACUCCUAUGUACCUAUAAUUCAAAGGUAUUUAUUUAUAUACCCUUUGAUAUAAAGAGGGGAAAUAAACAUUUUUUCGGAAAAAAAAUCAGGUUAAUGACAUAUGUAUUACAUUUCAAAGUAGUGACCAACCUUUAUUGUUACUGAUAUGUUACAAAGGAGACGUUAAAUGCAUCAAAAUAUGAUCGUUUGUUUCAAGUAUAAUGUUGAUAGAUAAAAAAGAC
Molecule: messenger RNA, 2923 nt
Organism: Ruditapes philippinarum (Manila clam)
Lineage: Eukaryota; Metazoa; Mollusca; Bivalvia; Venerida; Veneridae
Product: LHFPL tetraspan subfamily member 6 protein-like
Exons: 3
Coding region: 632-1261 (209 amino acids)
Cellular component (GO): membrane
Source: RefSeq, a predicted model, not a curated record